CAGGACGUUAAUUUAUUAAACUCAUUAAAAUAUUAUCUAAGCAGUAACCUAAAUUAAUAAUUAAAGAAUUUAAAAAUACAUUCGUGAGUUUUUAUGAUCCAACAGCCAGUCCUUGGUAUUUAUUGCAUUGAUUAAAAAUUUAUCACCUAUUUUCUCGGAACGUAUGUAAAAAAAAAAGUAUAACUAUAUGUGAGAAAUGGUAAUAUAGCUCUUGUCAUGAUGAUCAGUGAUAGUUGAUGGGGCCAAAGCUGAUGAGCAAGCCUUUGAAAAACGUACACACCUGAUGGUUCACACAGUUACAAUAAUCUCGAUGCAAUCGCAUCACGUUAUACAAUGUAUAUAAAUAUAUACAUACAAAUACGUACUCGAGCUUUUUUACUCAUUGCCGGAAGUCACUUAGUGUCAUCCUAGGCUUGCAGUUUGUACUGUUUACCACGUGGAGCUCAAGCUCUUGCGUUUUAUUUAAUAGCUAAAUAAGUGCGUCGUUUUCGAAAAAAUUUAGUCAACAAUGAAUAGUUUAAGCGGGGGUAAAAAAUAUCGGAGAAGUGAAAAAAAACCAAUGGCUGAUGAUAAGAAAGAUGAUAAAUAUUAUGAACGGCGUAAAAGAAAUAAUGAAGCCGCUAAAAAAUCACGAGACGCUCGGAAACUACGCGAAGAUUUUAUGGCAAUAAGAGCUAAAUUAUUAGAGAACGAAAACGGAAUUUUGUGGAAAAAAAUAAUUUUAUUGUGUCAAGAAGUUGAAGCUCUCCAUGAAUUUAUAAGAAAAACUCGUCAAUUCGUACCAGUUGAUAAAACUGAUCGUAAAUAUUGGAUGGAUGUAAAUCAUCAGCGAGAAAUUUUAAUUCGUGGACCAAUUAAUUGCCUUAAAAAUAUUGCCGAGUGUCCGUCGACAUCGUCAUCGAUCUCAUCGUCAUCGUCAUCGUCAUCGUCAGUUGACAAUAAUAACAAUGCUAGCGUAACCGCUUUGACAUUUAUCUCACGGCUUUCAUCAACUUUGCAUGCACCAACGCAGUUUGCCAUCUAACAAUCCUAUUAUUUACAUCUACGUGAUUGUUUAUUUACACCGAGCUUAAAUAUUAUUUAUUCAUAACCAUAUUAAUUAUUUACUUCAAAGUUAA
This is a messenger RNA of Microplitis demolitor, 1118 nucleotides long. RefSeq names its product transcription factor VBP. The record is from RefSeq and is a predicted model, not a curated record. Bases 509 to 1024 code for a protein of 171 amino acids. Gene Ontology annotation, biological process: regulation of transcription by RNA polymerase II. The transcript is spliced from 2 exons. NCBI's taxonomy places the organism in Eukaryota, Metazoa, Arthropoda, Insecta, Hymenoptera, Braconidae. Gene Ontology annotation, molecular function: RNA polymerase II cis-regulatory region sequence-specific DNA binding; DNA-binding transcription factor activity, RNA polymerase II-specific. Gene Ontology annotation, cellular component: nucleus.